Messenger RNA from Telopea speciosissima, 507 nucleotides. Its product is annotated as LOB domain-containing protein 23-like. The record is from RefSeq and is a predicted model, not a curated record. NCBI's taxonomy places the organism in Eukaryota, Viridiplantae, Streptophyta, Magnoliopsida, Proteales, Proteaceae. The transcript has 2 exons. The coding region runs from base 1 to 507 and encodes 168 amino acids.
AUGGCUAGUCCUGCAAGAACAAUCGCGACUCCUCAUUGUGCAGCAUGCAAGUAUUUUAAGAAGAAAUGUUCUCCACAAUGCAUCUUUCAGCCAUAUUUUCCUAGCAAUCAGCCUAAAAAAUUUGAAGUCGUUCGUAAAGUUUUUAGUGCGAGCAGCGUAAGCAAAAUACUCAAGGAUGUUGCAGUUGAUGAAAGAGCAGAGGCUGCAAAUUCUCUGUAUUUUGAGGCUCUGUGCAGGCUUGAUGAUCAGGUUUAUGGAUGUACUGGGAUCAUAUCUCAACUACAAUGGCUAAUACAAUAUACAGAAGCUGAAUUCGCAACCAUUAAAGCUGAGACAGAGAUGAUCAAAGCUUUAGUUAUCUCAUCACAAACUCAUGAAGCUCUUCUGGGGCCGCAGUUUCAGCAAACUGAAACUUCAAACUAUACCGAGUCAUCAGUUGAGCAAAAUGAGUACAACCCAAGUGAUCAAGAUGAGACGGCACUGGGAUCUGAUUUUGGUAUCCAAUAA